CUGUAAACAAACGGCAGUAGCCUCAUUUUUUUUCUAAUUGCUUCUUCUUUCAAAAGGAAAUAUGUCAGAAGUUGCGGCUCCAGUAACUGCUGAUGGUCCGAUAAAGGAUGACGCAGUUAAAAAAGCACAAAAACAAAGAAGAAGAAACAAGAAAAAGAGUAAAAAGCAACGCUUAGCGGAAGAAGCGCAGCGAAAAGAAUUGGAAAAGCAACAUGAAAAAGAUGAUUCACUAAAAGACGUUGAAGUUGAAUAUGUUGUCCAACCUAUUGACUUGUCCGCUUUAAAAAAAGCGGAUGGUAUGUCAAGGUUAGAUGAAAACACACUUCAACAGUUUUCAGAAAUUUUUAAGCAUUUUCAAAAUGGCAAACCUGAACAAGAUGAAGAAGAAUUCCCUGUUUAUGAUAAAUCACAACUCCAAAACGGCGAUAUAAAUGAAGCUGAUGAGGACGAAGAAAAUAAAGAAUCAGAUCAAGCUCUAUCUAAAAAGAAGUUGAAGAAAAUACAACGUUUGACAGUUGCUGAAUUGAAACAGUUGGUAAAGAAACCAGAAGUUGUAGAGUGGUGGGAUGUUACCGCUAGUGAUCCCAAACUUCUCAUUUGGUUAAAAUCAUAUCGUAAUACUGUCCCAGUGCCUGCACACUGGAGCCAGAAACGCAAAUACUUACAGGGAAAACGUGGUAUUGAAAAGCCACCAUGGGAACUUCCUGAUUUCAUAAAGGAUACAGGUAUUAUGGAAAUGCGUGAGGCAGUCAGAGAAAAGGAAAAUGCAGCAGGCUUAAGAGGAAAGAUGAAAGAAAAGGUCAACCCAAGAAUGGGCAAAUUAGACGUUGAUUAUCAAAAAUUACACGAUGCUUUCUUCAGAUUCCAGACCAAACCAAAGUUUACUAUACAUGGUGAAUUAUAUUAUGAAGGCAAAGAAUUCGAAACAAAAUUGAAAGAACAAAAGCCUGGACAGCUAUCUGCAGAAUUGAAAGAAGCGCUGAAUAUGCCACCGUUGGCACCUCCACCUUGGUUGAUCAAUAUGCAACGCUAUGGCCCACCACCAAGCUACCCAAAUCUAAAGAUUCCUGGGUUAAAUGCGCCAAUACCAGAAGGCGCUCAAUGGGGAUACCAUCCUGGUGGUUGGGGAAGGCCUCCUGUUGAUGAAUAUAACCGUCCCUUGUAUGGUGAUGUCUUUGGUGUUGCUCAACCUGAAGCUGCGCCACCAGAAAUUGUAGAGCCAGUAGACAAACAGCUUUGGGGUGAACUCGAACCAGAAGAGGAAUAUGAAGAGGAAGAAGAGGAAGAAGAAGAAGAGGAGGAGGAGGAGCAGACAGAAGAACAACCAGAGGAAGAAGCCGAGGCAGAAGCUGAAGCUACUCAGGACCUUGCAGAUGGUUUGGAAACUCCAUCUGGAAUAGCUUCUAUUGCUUCUGGACUGGAAACACCAGCCCAUAUUGAACUUCGAAAGGACCGUAAACGCGAAGAAGAUGAAGGUCCUAAGCAAUUAUAUCACGUUUUACCAGAAGUCAAGAAAAAUAUCACUGGCUUUAUGGGAUCACAGCAUGGUUACGACAUUUCUUCAAUCAAUCAAACCACGCCUUCUAAACGAAAAGGUGAAAAUGUCGAAGUGGCUAUUGAUCCUAGCGAAUUAGAACGAGGUUUAGACGAAUCCACGCUCCGUGCAAAAUAUGAUGCAGAGCGAAAAGCAAAGAUGGGCAUUACUGCCACUGAUGAGGACUUGUCUGACAUGUAUGCUGAAUAUGCAAGCAGACAGGCAAAGAAACAAAAGACUCAAAAGCAUUAA
This is a messenger RNA of Rhizopus microsporus ATCC 52813, 1786 nucleotides long. Its product is annotated as DUF382-domain-containing protein. The coding region runs from base 62 to 1786 and encodes 574 amino acids. Gene Ontology annotation, cellular component: precatalytic spliceosome; U12-type spliceosomal complex; U2 snRNP. The transcript is spliced from 5 exons. The record is from RefSeq and is a predicted model, not a curated record. Lineage: Eukaryota; Fungi; Mucoromycota; Mucoromycetes; Mucorales; Rhizopodaceae. Gene Ontology annotation, biological process: mRNA splicing, via spliceosome.